CUUAUCUAUCUGUACCACUCCGUCACCUCUGAACAUGGGAUAUGAAACAGGAACACGUAAGACGGCGUGUCUAUACGGGCUACUUACCUUCAUCCUGCUGCAGUCGGUAGCCUUUGUCUGCGUCAGUCUGUGGCAAGAAUGGCGUCUGGACUACUUCCGGUCCACAAUUUCAAGGAAAAGGGAGGCAAUCGACCUGUUUGAGGCUGAAUGUCAGAUGACCCACGUGCAGGAUAGUACGCCGGAAGCUACCCAUGCGCAUGUCCGGCGGCAAAGUCCGACAGUUAUUGAUUUCAUGCGGGAUUUCCUGUCGACUCAGGAAAUAGCGCUUGAACAAAUCUGCACCAAGAGACACGACUUGUGUAUUCCGGGACCUAAAGGUGUUUCCGGAGACAAAGGUGCCAUGGGGCCACGUGGGGACCGUGGGGAAAUCGGCACCACCGGACUGAAGGGAGACCAAGGUCAUGUUGGGGACCAGGGGAGCAGAGGCGACACCGGGGCUAAAGGGGUUAAAGGUCUCCCAGGGAGUGAGGGAACACCGGGUGUUAAUGGAACGGAUGGUGCCGCAGGUCAGAAAGGCGAUGCAGGGCCUAAAGGUGACCCGGGUCUCCCUGGUAACAACGGCACUGAUGGUUUAGUGGGAGCAAAGGGUGUCCCUGGCGUCAAGGGACAGGCUGGAACGAAGGGGGCGCCAGGAAUCCUCGGCGUGAAGGGGAACCCUGGGUCCAACGGCGUGGCAGGGCAGAAAGGGGACCCUGGGCAACAGGGCCCGGAGGGGAGCUUGCUACAUGAUGACUGCUUCUGUCUCAAUGAAUUCGAAAUAACUGGCAAUUUCAGUGACACCGUUAAUGUGGCCUAUGGAGCUCCGCUGUCACUCGGUUGCGACUUCAACACGCUUGAUGUUCCGAUCACGUGGGUGAAAGACAAAGGACCAAUCAGCAAACGUGGCAUCGUAACCAGAAACAACCUCAAUUUCCAGCAGGUGUUGAAGGAAGAUGGCGGGACGUAUCGCUGCGUUGGACCCAAGGGCAUCUUGGGAUACAACUCAAAGUCAACGGAUAUAGUAGUUGGCAAGAUCUACGAGUAUGACUGUGACUUCGAGAGUUCCUGUUCCUGGAAGGACGAGACCACUGAUGCGAUGGACUGGACCCUGAACAAAGGCAGCACCCCGUCUUUGGGAACAGGUCCUGCUAACGACCACACCUUAGAAAACGCGAACGGCCAUUACAUAUACCUGGAGACAUCGUCGGGCACUCUUAACAGUUCCGCGGCCUUCCGUUCCUCUCCUCUCGGCACCAGCCACCACUUCUGUCUGACGUUCUGGUACCACAUGUACGGCCAAAGUGUGGGCUAUCUUCAGGUCAAAAUCAUGACUGCACAGAGCACGAGUAGCCCUAUAUGGAUGAGACAUGGAAGCCAAGAUAACGAGUGGAGGUUGGCUAAAGUUGACCUCCUUCCCCAAUCCGUCAACUACUACAUCGUUAUCAACGGCGUCAGGGGAGAUAACUACUUCGGUGACAUUGGCAUUGACGACAUCAUCGUCUUGGACGGAGCUUGUCCGUAAUGCUUGUGUUUUGGUGUUGGCGAUUAAAUUAGAAUCCGAACGAAAACAAAACUUUUGAUAUAUUGUAAAGGAUAUUAUAAAAUUCACCUUCCGUUAUUAAAAUUGGAGAAAAGGUUUGUAAAAUAGCAAUAAAAACAAAAAAACCGUACUCGUACUUCCGCCUUUUACGGAAACAGCCGACAGUUAAUGACCAGAGGGGGUAUCACGUGACAUGACGUCACAUGUGCCUGUUGGUGAUGGCUGCCGCUUUGAUUUUAUCGCACAACUUAACAGUGUCCAUGGAUUCUGAAGCAAUAAAAGGUGUUCCUGAUGUCA
Haliotis rubra (blacklip abalone) is the source of this 1876-nucleotide messenger RNA. RefSeq lists its product as uncharacterized. The record is from RefSeq and is a predicted model, not a curated record. Gene Ontology annotation, cellular component: membrane. Bases 35 to 1561 code for a protein of 508 amino acids. The transcript has 9 exons. NCBI's taxonomy places the organism in Eukaryota, Metazoa, Mollusca, Gastropoda, Lepetellida, Haliotidae.